Molecule: messenger RNA, 704 nt
Organism: Scaptodrosophila lebanonensis
Lineage: Eukaryota; Metazoa; Arthropoda; Insecta; Diptera; Drosophilidae
Gene: EMC4
Product: ER membrane protein complex subunit 4
Exons: 3
Coding region: 86-586 (166 amino acids)
Biological process (GO): protein folding in endoplasmic reticulum
Cellular component (GO): EMC complex
Source: RefSeq, a predicted model, not a curated record
CAAGCAAAAAAACAUUAAUUUUUCUAUUAAUUUGUGUCUUAAGCUAUAAAAUUAACUUAAAACUCAUAUAAAAAUACACGUUGCUAUGUCGGCCAAGCAGAACUCCAGGAAAUCCAAAUGGGCGCUGGACUUUAAUGUCAGUAAAAAUGCGGACAUACCUUCACCCGCAGGCUAUAAUCCUACAGCGCUGGUCAAUCAGACUGAAAUAGUACGUGAUCAGCGUUUAGUCAUUAAAAAAUCAUGGGAUUUGGCCUUAGGACCACUUAAACAGAUACCCAUGAAUCUGUUCAUUAUGUACAUGUCCGGCAAUUCAAUUUCUAUCUUUCCCAUCAUGAUGGUGGGCAUGAUGUUAAUACGCCCCAUUAAGGCAAUGUUCACCACACAAGUUACCUCGAAGAUGGCUGAAGGAGCCCAGGGAACGGGUCAGCGUAUUGUCUACAUUCUGGGUAAUCUGGCCAAUGUCGGUCUAGCUCUGUACAAAUGCCACAGCAUGGGCCUCUUACCGACGCAUGCUUCGGAUUGGCUUGCGUUUGUAGAGCCCCAGACGCGUCUAGAAUACUAUGGCGGAGGCAUCUCAUUCAUCUAGAAUGUACAAGUUGGCCAAAACAAUUGUCAUAUGUUUUAUUGAUCAUAAUUUAGUAACAUUUAACAUCGCUUUAUUGGACCAUAGAUAAAUUUUGUUCAAACUUAACACAAAAAUGAAA